CUUGAAGCGGGAGGUACAAUGUCUAGGUUAGGAGAAGGAGCGGAUCAAUGAAAUAGCUAAAUGAUGGAAAACAGCAGCACUAACUUAUCGGACAAACUAAAUGCAGCUUUAGGAAUUGAAUUAAAUGCUGAAGAUGUUCAAAGCUUUCCAGAUUUCUCCCAUCUACUGUCGGUCCUUACCAAUCAUAUAAAUUAUGAAGGGAUAUCAUCUUUAGUACAGAGAGAUCUGCAACAGGCAGAAGAAGAGCUGAAACAUGAAAAACAUAGUUGGCUGUUACAGAAUAUUCUCUACCAUGAGCUUGCAGAACUUUUGCGAGAAUAUGACAUAAAGUCCCAAGACACUGCUCUCUCUACAGAAGACAAACAGUUUCACACCAUCCUACUGGAGACACUGACUCAAGCAGAGAUAUCUGACUACUUGGACUGUUCACCAGAUCCCUCCUCUAAAGACACACUGUUAGGUCUCAGUAAAGCAGAACUGUCCCAGCAAAACCGUCUCAAAAAGCAUCUUCCUUUCAUACAACAAAAGCUGAUCCCAGACAUAGAAAAGAGACUGAGGGAGAAAUGUGACACUCUCAAUAACUUUCAUCAGAUUGGUCUAGAGGAAGGUGACAUCGAACCAUCAUUCAACCCUACAACACAGUUACCUGCUCUUGUUGAAUCUGAUAAACACCGACUACAGAAAAAAAAGGCUAUAUUGAAAAAGGUGAAACAUGACAAAGACAAGCAGUUCUGGCUGUACUACAAGACACUGAUAGACUCCUUGGGGUUGCUAGAGGAGGUUGUGUCCAAAUAUAGAUUCCAGAAUCAGACUGAACAGAACACUGUCACAACAGAAUGGUUGAUGAGCCGGUGUGAUGGGCUAUGUCUCAAAAUCAGAUUGUUAGAGAUGCAAGUCCUGUGUGAUACAUACACCAAGGAUACAGUGAAGGCCUUACUUUCUGUCAGAUGUCACUUAGAUGCCAACUUCCGUGAAAGCGAUAAAGAAUUCCACCACAUUUCCCAGGCACUUCAAUCAUAUGAGGCAGUGGGUAUGGGAUUUGAUGAAUUGGUAGAAGAAUAUAGGAAACUCAAAGAAGAGAAGGACAACAAGCAAUGGGCUCUCACAGAACUUCAUCGUGGGGGAGAUAAACAGGUCAAAGCAGGGAAACCUUGACUUAGUUUCUUAAAUAUUUCAAAUUCUCAAUAAAGGAUACACUCACUUGACUAAUGAGGAGAGGGAAGCGGUAGAAAGAGCAAUGUGGCAACUGGAAUCUUACAGACAUGAAACAGUUAUUCUGAAAUAGUUAUAUGUACUAGAUUUAUUGUGCAUAGAUAAGGGAUAUCCAAAUCCUGCUUAGUUAUAUCAAAAUGACGUUCACUUUAAAUUAGGCAGACACCUUUCAUUUCAGUAGCAAUACUUUCUGCUAAGGGGGCUCAUACUGGUUAUCCAGUCACCGUGAUGAAUAAAAGCUUGAUUAACAGCAAUGCAGUGUUUCAGUUAUAGCAUGACAUUGACUGAAUGAAUUUAUCUUGUGAAAUGAUAGUAUCUUAUAAUCUGUGAUAUACUUGAUUUGCAACAAAAUAAAAAAGACUCCUUAAUGAACAUUA
Ylistrum balloti is the source of this 1589-nucleotide messenger RNA. Its product is annotated as HAUS augmin-like complex subunit 4. The transcript has 9 exons. Gene Ontology annotation, biological process: spindle assembly; centrosome cycle. NCBI's taxonomy places the organism in Eukaryota, Metazoa, Mollusca, Bivalvia, Pectinida, Pectinidae. Gene Ontology annotation, cellular component: HAUS complex. Gene Ontology annotation, molecular function: microtubule minus-end binding. The record is from RefSeq and is a predicted model, not a curated record. The coding region runs from base 61 to 1155 and encodes 364 amino acids.